UCUGCUACCUCCUUCCCAUUCCAGUAAAAGAGAUAAAAUUCUUGAUACAAGUAUGCAUAGUCAGAUAAAACACAUUCCUAUGUUGGGUAUAUCCAAAAGGCAUGUUUUACUCUGUGCCCCAAGUGCUUAACCCUCUCUUUCCUUAAAGUAUAGGUUCAACCAUGUCAUUCCUCUACUUAACAAACUCCAAUGGCUCCUAGUACUUCCAAGAUCAAAUAUAAAACGUUCUGGUGUCCAAAGCACUUUAUAACUUAGCAUUCCUCCCUCCAACUUUCUAUACUUAUACCUCAUACCUCUCCCCUACAACACACUUUUUUUUACAAGGAUACUGGUCUCCUUGAUGUGCAUUGAACAAGACAUUCCAUUUUCCAACUCUGGGAGUUUUCACAAGUUGUCAGUCAUGUAUGAAAUGCUGUCCCUUCUUAUCACUGCCUCUUGGCUUUCCUGGCUUAAGUCCAAGUAACAUCUCACUUUCCACAGGAAGAUUUUCCCAAAUCCCUUUUAAUUCUACUACCUUUCCUCUAUUAUUUCCUAUUUAUCUUGAAAUAGCUUGUUUUUACAUGCUGUGUCUCCUGUUAGGUUGUGAACUUGGGCAGAGACUGUCUGGAUAGUCUUUUGCUUUUCUUUAUAUUGGCACAGUGCCUGGCAGAUACCAGGUACUUAACACUUAAUGUUUAUUGACUGUGACUGUCAAGAGAUGGGUAUCAUUUUUCAAAAUGAGCACUCUGGAAUUGUUCACUACAUUGAUCAGAAUUCUUAUAUCAUUAAAAGUUUAUUUUUAUAAUGUUACUGUGUUCUGCUUAUUUCACUCUACAUCAGAUCAAAUAAGUUUUCCCAGGUGUCAAUAAAACUAGACAUUUCAUUUCUAAUAGCAUAAUUAUAUUCUAUUACUUUCAUAAACCAUAAUUUUCUCAGCAGUUCCCCAAUUGAGAAGUACCCCUUAAUUUCAGGUUCUUUACCACUCACUACAAAAACUGCUCUAAAUAUUUUUCUAUAUACCAAUCCUUUUCCUUUUUCUUUGAUUUUUUUUUUUUUUUUUUUGAGGUGUAGAUCUAGUAGUGGUAUCACUGGAUCAAAAGGUAUGGACACAGACAUGAACAUUUUCCCAUAUAAGGCAAAAAAAUGCUUUAUUUUAAUACACAUUUUAUUUAACAAUAAUUUGUUAUUUCAUAUCCAGUAUAUUUUAUUUUUACCCCUUUUAACUUCAUUUUUUCCUGAACAUUUUUUAAAAAAUUAGUUUUUUUCCUCCCUUUCCCCAUCAGUAUCACUGGCCCCAUAUAUCCCAAAUAAACACAAUCAAAUAAAUUUAGGUCAUAGUCAUCUCUCUUCUACCCCUAUAAACAUUAUUUGGGAGGCAUUCAUCAUCAAUCUUUUAGAACUAUUAUUGGUCAUCAUUUUGUCCAGAAUUCUUAAUUGUAUCAAAAAAUAUUUUUGUGUAUGCUUUGUGUAUAUAGUACUUCAAUAAUGAAGUAGUAUAUAUAAUGUAGCAAAGACUGUCAAGCUGUGAUUACAGAGGCUGUCUUGCUUUUGUCUUUGUAUGCCCUAUACCUAAUUUAGUGCUUUUUGAAUGUAGUUAAGUGCUUAAUAAAACAUCUAUUGAAUUGAAUUGCUUUAAUUGUGCAUAAAUGCUUUGUUAAUGUUAUUCUUUUUAUAUUAGGGAUCUGAAAGAUUCAUCUCCAGAAAUGUCAGACAAAGAAGAUUGCCAUGCAAGCUCAUCCAAUGAUCUUGUUAAAGAUGAUGACCAGUGCCAUCAUUAUCAUAGAAUUCUUCUGGAGCCUCAGGAGAAAAAGAAUACUGACUUUAAAGAAUGUGUGGUCAAAAAGUUAAAGAAGACUUGCUGUUGUAGCCCAGCCAAAGCAAAAAACUGGAUUUUGGGAUUCAUGCCAGUCUUGCAAUGGCUCCCUAAGUAUGAUCUGAAAAAAUAUCUUCUUGGAGAUGUAAUGUCGGGCUUGAUUGUAGGCAUCUUAUUAGUCCCACAGUCCAUUGCAUAUUCCCUUCUGGCAGGCCAAGAGCCAAUUUAUGGUCUGUACACUUCUUUUUUUGCUGGAAUAAUUUAUUUCUUAUUUGGAACAUCCAGACACAUCUCAGUGGGUAUUUUUGGAGUGUUAUGCCUCAUGAUUGGUGAAGUAGUUGACCGGGAGGUACACAAAGCUGGUUAUGGGGUGGAACAUACAGAUAAACCUGGCAUUUUUAAUCACAUAAACGAAAGUGUCAUCAUUCUACCUGUGAACCAGACCUCAGAACAAAUCUGUAACAAAAGCUGCUAUGCAAUUACUGUUGGCACAACAGUAACUUUCAUAGCUGGAAUUUAUCAGGUAGCCAUGGGCCUGUUUCAAGUUGGCUUUGUCUCUGUCUACCUAUCCGAUGCUUUGCUGAGCGGAUUUGUCACUGGUGCCUCCUUUACUAUUCUUACUUCUCAGGCCAAAUAUCUUCUAGGACUAAACAUCCCUCGAAGUAGUGGUGUGGGCUCUCUUAUCACUACCUGGAUAUAUAUCUUCAAAAACAUUCACAAGACCAAUUUCUGUGACCUCAUUACUAGUCUUUUGUGCCUUCUUGUCCUUGUGCCAACCAAAGAACUCAAUGAACACUUCAAAUCCAAGCUUAAGGUACCAAUUCCCACUGAGUUGGUAGUUGUUGUGGCCGCCACACUGGCAUCUCAUUUUGGCAAACUAAAUGAAAAGUAUGGCACCAGUAUAGCUGGACACAUCCCUACUGGGUUCUUGCCCCCCAAAGCACCAGACUGGAACUUGAUUCCCAAUGUGGCUGUUGAUGCAAUAGCUAUUUCCAUCAUUGGUUUUGCUAUCACUGUGUCACUGUCAGAGAUGUUUGCCAAGAAGCAUGGCUACACAGUGAAGGCCAACCAAGAAAUGUAUGCCAUUGGUUUUUGUAAUAUCAUUCCUGCUUUCUUUCACUGCUUCACAACUAGUGCAGCUCUUGCCAAGACCUUAGUCAAAGAGUCAACAGGCUGUCAGACUCAAGUUUCUAGUGUGAUGACAGCAUUGAUUCUUUUAUUGGUCCUCCUUGUAAUAGCACCUUUAUUCUACUCCCUUCAAAAAUGUGUCCUUGGAGUGAUUACCAUUGUAAAUCUUCGGGGAGCUCUUCGAAAGUUUGGUGAUUUGCCCAAGAUGUGGAGGCUUAGCAAAAUGGAUACACUUAUUUGGUUUGUUACUAUGCUUUCCUCUGCACUGAUAAGUACUGAAAUUGGUUUGCUUAUUGGGGUCUGCUUCUCUAUGUUUUGUGUCAUCCUUCGUACUCAGAAGCCAGAAGCUCCUAUACUUGGUCAUGUGGAAGAGUCUGAAAUCUAUGAGUCCACAUGUGCCUACAAGAAUCUGCAGACUGAGCCAGGAAUUAAGAUUUUUCGUUUUGUAGCUCCCCUCUAUUAUAUCAACAAAGAAUGUUUUAAAUCUGCUUUGUACAAGAAGACUAUCAGUCCAGUCUUAGUGAAGACAGCACAGAAGAAGGCAGCAAAGAGAAAGCUCAAAGAGAAAAUGGUGACUUUCAGUGGCUGUCAGGAUGAAGUUUCCAUGAACCUCUCUUCUGAGCCCCUAGAGCUCCAUACUAUAGUGAUUGACUGCAGUGCCUUGCAAUUUUUGGAUACAGCAGGAAUCCAGACCCUCAAAGAAGUUCGCAAAGAUUAUGCAGACAUUGGUAUCCAGGUUCUCCUCGCACAGUGCAAUCCUUCUGUGAGGAGUUCGCUGUACCAUGGAGAGUACUGCACAAAAGAGGAGGAAACUCUUAUCUUUUGCAGUGUUCACCAAGCAUUUUGUUUUGCCCUAGACUUGCAAAAACAGAAAGCAUUGUGUGCUUCCAAUGGUUUAAGUACUUCUACUGACUAAUUACUAGGAGAAAAUGGGGUGGACAGGAGUGGGGAACAAAUAAAAGCAACAGGUUUGUCUCUUCCAUGAACAUUAUUUUCUAUUACCAUAUAAAGUCAGUGAAUUAUGAUGGGGGAAGAGGCAUAUAGUUUAUAUCAGUGCUUGCAAUUAGCUAGAAUUAGGAGAAAAUAAUAAUUUCAUCCUUUUGGUGCAAAUAAGGGUAUGCAAAUAUUUGUAUACAACUACUUAUGAAGUAGUUUUAUGGUUUAAAUGCUUAUUUGUAUUUGGACUAUUCCCUUUUAGAAACAAGGGUGCUAUACCAGGGGAAAUUAAAAAAAAAAAAUACUAAAAAGGACAAUGUUGUACUGUAGAAAACUUAAGCAUCAAGAAAAGUGGAUUCUCUCUAUCCCAGUCCACAACUGCCAAAUUAAAUGAGCUCAGACAAAUCACAACCUCUGUGAACCUCAAUUUACUCGUUUGUAAAAGCAGGGGGUUGGACUACUUGAUCUGUAAGGUCCCAUCAGCUCUGAAAUUUAUUGACCUUAUGGGUGAUCAACUUAAAAAUUUAUACCAGGACCACCAUCUUUGUGGUAAUGUGGAAGAGAAUGGUGGGAGGGGCUUUGUACAACAGUUGCUUUUAUUUUCAUCUAUAUUUUUGCUUUCUACCAAAGAGCUGAGAGGCUGUGGCAUUACCAGGUUCACCCAGAACAAGUUCUUCUUGUGCCUUGUUUUUCUGCCUACCUCCCUAGAACUUGUGGUAAUGGAAUCUCUAGCAUUUUGAAAAAGAAGCAUCAGCAUUCUUUUUAGGUGGGGAUUCUCAUGAGGUUGAACUUGGUCAGGCUCCUGGGAGCAAAUGCCAGGAGGAAAAUGCCUCUCAAUAAAUGAACUUUUCUGAUGGGGCUAACACAUCACAGGAACUUAAGUUAACACAGGGUACUUUUGGAAAUCCAUCACAUCCAAAGAGCCUAGAUAAAGACUCAACCUAGUAUGUGCUGUGAUUUGAUGUUUUCUUUCUUUGUUUAUCAGCAAGAAUGAUAUAAAGAUCUAUUUUCUACCUCUUCUUUUUUAUGCGACCUGUCCAUGCUUAUUCCUAAGGACUUCAUCACCAGUGAAUGUUAUUUCAUUUGGGGGAGAGUCUGCUUUACAUUUCUAGGAAUCUGUUCAGAUGAAAAUGACACUGUAGAAAAAGCACAAGAUUCAGAGUUAGAGCUGGGUUUGUGUUUCCUACUACUACUACUACUACUACUUAUGCAGGCCAAGUCACUAGACUUUUUUGGGCCUGAAUGUUCAUCUCUGUGAAAUGAUGGGAUUGGCCUACACGACCUUUUAGAUCCCUCUGGUCCUAAAAUCUAUGAUAUUUCUCUAGUUAUCUGGUAACACACCUUUAAAAAAAUUUUGACUAAAGAGUACAAUCUUAACUGCGUCAAAUAUUUAAUUGCCUAUAACAUAUGAGAUGAUGCUUGUUUUCCUGUCCCUCCCUCCCUAUCUCUUCUAGGUAUGAUGUUAAUUCAAGCUAUGAGGAGAAAAACAUAGCCCACAAGUUUUAAACAUUUCUAUGAUGUUAAUAUUCUAAAAAAUCAUCCUUCAGUAUGACUUUAACGUUGGUUUGCAAAAGGGAAUAUUUGAUGGGUCUUCUUUGGAAUUAAUUCUCAUAGUAUUUCAGCAAGAGAGCCAUAUAGAUUAUCUUUUUUUUAUAAAAAUCAUAUUCUGAAGUGGUAACUAUAAUAUAGCAAACAGUGUUGCAUGUUCCCCCUCCCUCCACCAAUGAUGCCAAUAAUGAACUUUUUUAGGCAUGAACUAAUAUACUGUCUUGCAGGAACUUUCAUUUGCCCUAUGAGUGACUAAUAAAUUAAUGAUGGCCACAAUGGUUCUUUAUUGGUAAGAUUUCUUAAAUUUAAUUAUGUCACCAUCUUAAACAACACAAUGUUGUUUUCUAAGUAAGAAUAAUAAAGCAUAUAAAUUUAAGGUUUCUCUCUUGAAAGGCAAGAACAUUUAUCUAGUGAUAAUUUUUUAAAAUGCAUACAUAGCAUUGCGCUUAUUGGGUAAAUAGAAGAUCCCAUGUCUCAGGAAUAGCCAAUUCCUUCUGUGAGAGUAAAAUCUUCCAAUACAGUUAUUUCUUAAACAGAUGAACUUGGAGGAGAUUUUGAUAGAUUGUACUUUUUUGUAUGUGCAAAAGCCAAGUACUUCCUUAGAAAGAAUGAGAUGUACUUUAAAAGCAUAUUUAUAAAGAAAAGACAAUAGUUUUUUCAGUAGUAUUUUGGUGAAGUUAUUAGAAAAUGUCACAAAUUACCUUGAUAUGAAAAAAAAUUUAUAUGUCUUUGCUGGGGGGGAAGGAGGAAGAGGAUAAUUCUGUUCCAUGGUGACUGACUAGAGUAUUUCUCAAUAUUACAGAUUAAAUUUUAAUUAGAAAAAAAUUGGAUGUCAGUGUUUCAGAUCCAUUGAUCCAUGUCAUGAUGUACACUGAACAGUUAUUCUUUUAAAUAUUUUUAUUUAAUAUACUGAAGAAUAAGUUUUCAGGAGAAUAUUAAUAUUAUGGAACUAUUUAAAACUUCAUGUUUUUCUCUCAUAAUUUUUCUCUUACUUUUCUUAGAUUAUAUUCAGUGCACCUUGAGUACACAAAAUACAUCAACACUUAUUUUGUUACUAAAGGGAAAAUAAAAAAUGUAAAUGGCAAAAGAAGAAAAAAAAAUUUUUUUUUUUUGGCUGAGGCAGCUGGGAUUAAGUGAGUUGCCCAGGGUCACACAGCUAGUUUCUGAGGCCAGAUUUGAACUCAGGUCCUCGACUUCAGAGCUGGUGCUCUAUCCACUAUACCAACUAGCUGCCCCAGAAAAAUAUUUCUUAACUAAAUUAUUUCUCUGAUGCAUGUUAAUGCAGUGGGAUCCUAAAGAUAGGUAGUUUAGGAAGAACACACUCUAAGAAGUAAUUUUUAAUCAGGAAAAAAUGGCAACCAAAAUAUAUUUUAGUUCAGUUCUUGAAGUAAGUAUAUGGGAUCUUAGAUUUAAAAACUUAUUUUAGGGGCUGUUAAGACUGUAAUAUUACAUUUAGUUGCUUACACUUGUGGCACUAUAAAUAUAAUUGGAUACUGUGUAUCCUGUGAUUUAUAAAAUGAAUUUAUAUCUAAUGAAUGAAUUUAAAUGCAUUUAUUGAGUGCUUAUUCUGUGUCAGGAAUGAUAAAACAAACAAACAAAAAAUCAAGGUUGGAUCUUGCAUUUCUUAAAAGAGCUAUGUGAAUUAUGAGAAGUCAAUAGGAUAAUGGUGUUUGAAAAAUAAACCAACACCACCACAUUUUAGCUCAAGGUUCCUUUUGCCUCACUCAGUUUCCAUGCAUCUGAAUUUAUAUACCCAACAAAGUGAAAAGAGAAUUAAGUAAGUUAAUUUCUCCUUUACAAAUAUAGGAAAAUUUAUCAAAAUUAGUCUAGCCUUAUGAUUUCAUUAAUAUAGGAAAUUACCUCUCAAUAUAGACUGGCAAUCCAUAUGUAACUUGAUCUUAGUGACCUGGGGCAUGGCCCCAUUUAUCAUUAAAAAUUUGACAGAAGUUAAUAUUUCAAUGAAUUCCUAAAUUUAAUGAAAUGUGUUUAAAUGUCAUUGUUCAGAAUAAAGUAGACCCACUACAUGUUGUGAUAGAAUUUUAAUUUGCAUGGCUAGUUGUUGCUAAUGUUUACAGUGUUUCUCUAAGCUUCUAAAUACAAAGAAAAUAAGCCCUUAGCCCUUGGAUCCCUCAAAUUCAGGUUUAAAUAGUGACUUCCAUCACAUACUAUCUCAAUGGAAGUGAAACUAAGAGCAUUUAAUGAUUAUAAAGAACUCAGGCUGAUUUCUUACUGCAGCAAAUCCAGUAUAGCAAAAUUUGACCUGUGUUUAUGCAUGUAUAGCAGCAUGUCUAGUUAAUCAGUCAAUAGUUUUCAGCAUGGGACCAAGUCCUGAAAAUAUAAAUUCUAUCAAAAAGCAAAGCAGCCCCUCCCCCUCAAGGAACUGACAACACAUAAAAAUAAUAUACAGAGGUGGGACAAAAGAUAAAGGUGCCCAGCAUGUAAAGAAAAUCCAGAGCCUGAAGAAGAGCCUGGAGAGAAUUAAAGAUGGUAUUCUCUGCUAAGUGAAAUGAACAGAACCAGGAGAUCAUCAUAUACCUCAACAACGAUACUGUUUGAGGAUGUAUUCUGAUGGAAGUGGAUCUCUUUGAUAAAGAGAGCUAAUUCAGUUUCAAUUGAUCAAGGAUGGACAGAAGCAGCUACACCCAAAGAAAGAACACUGAGAAAUGAAUAUAAACUACUUGCAUUUUUGUUUUUCUUCCUGGGUUAUUUAUACCUUCUGAAUCCAAUUCUCCCUGUGCAACAAGAGAACUGUUUGGUUCUGCACACAUAUAUUGUAUCUAGGAUAUACUGUAACCUAUUUAACAUGUAAAGGACUGCUUGCCAUCUGGGGGAGGGGGUGGAGGGAGGGAGGGGAAAAAUAGGAACAGAAAUGAGUGCAAGGGAUAAUGUUGUAAAAAAUUACCCUGGCAUGGGUUCUGUCAAUAAAAAGUUAUUAAAAAAAAAAAAGAGAGAGAGAGAGAGAGAGUAGGUAAAUGAAAAUUUGAGAACCUCACAAUGGAAAAAAAUGAAAUAGAACCUUCCUUAUGAACAAGAAAUAAUCAUUCCUUCUCCAUCUAAAAAAAUAAAAAAUUAAAAAAAUAAAGAUGGCAUCCUCCUUAAAAUGGAGGUUCUAGGAGAAAUAGAAAUUGGAAGGAAAGAUCCUGAGGUGAAAGGUACUUCCAGUGUUUGAAGUACAGGAAUGGAAUGAGCUUUUAGAUUGAAGAAAUUUCUGCCAAAACAGCAAGAAAAAACAAUGAGCAAAUUAGCAAAACUAGAAGAUCUAGUUUCAAAUCUUAUUUCAAACACAGAUCUGGGAUCACAUCACCUUAUCUGAUAAGCUCUAAUGGCUUCCAAUUUUCAAGAUCAGAUAUAAAAUAAUUUUUUCAGCUUUUAAAGCCCUUCACUAUUAAAGUUCUUUUCUACCAUGUUUGUCUUGUCCCUUAUUCCCUGUACUCUACUGUUCAAAACCACCAAGAUUGCUUGCUGUUCCUUGUACAAGCCAUUUCAGCUUCCAAUUCAGAAUUCUCAGUGGUUAUCCUCCAUGUCUGGAAUGCUUCUCUUCCUCAUUUCUCAUAUUCUGGUUUUCCUCCAGUCCCAGCUAAAAUCCUGCAUUUUAAAAUUUCCCAGGUCCCUACUCAAUGCCAUUGAUUUCUGAAGUUAUCUUCCAUUUACGCUAAAUAUUUCAUUUGCACAUCGUUUGCAUGUUACUUCUUCUAUUAGAAUGUUUUUACCUUCUUUUAUAUUCUUUGGGCUUACUUAAAUCAGCAUUGGGCAAACUAAAUAUUUAAUCAAUGUUUAACUUGACUGAUUUUUCCUAUUUCAAAGGAAAGAAAAUCAUUACUGUCAAUGGGGAUAAUACUAAAUGAAGUUUAAUAUCAUCAUUAUUUUAGAAAGCAAUGACUACUAAAGUUUCAAAGUCUGCAGAAAUGUUUACUCUUUCCAUAUGAACAGCUUUUAGUUCUCAUUCACACAUACACACAUACAUUCUCCAGGACUUUAUCCCUGAUAAACUUCACCCUCUUAGUCCAUCAUUCUAGUUUUUUAAUCUAUUGGGAUCCUAAUUAUUUUAUGCAAAAAUUUAAUGCUUUCUAGAUUUGUGUCCACAGAUAUGAUAAACAUGCUCUUUUGUCUCUACAUCUAAAAACUUCCUUUCAGUGCUCAACACAUUAUCCUACCAUAAACUUUUAAUUGGAUGUAAGAUGUGAGGCAUGAAUCUAAAACUCAUCUUCCAUUCAUCCAAUUUUCCUUACAGUUUUUAUUAAAUUUCAUUCCCCAUUGGGGAAAACAUUGGUUUGUUUUUUUUUAAAUAGAUUUCUCAUACACUAACUCUUGUACAUUAGAUUGCAUUUCUGGAUUCUCUUCUAUUCCACUGAUCUGUUUGUGUGUGUGUGUGUAUACUUUUUUUUCCCCCCAGUAUCAGUUUUUGGAAUUACUGGAGAGCUUUUUGUUUUAAAUUAAACCAAUAAUUUCAUUGGCGCAGUUAGGUGUCAGAGGGGAUAUUAUUUCAGGCUUGGAGUCAGGAAUACUCACGUCCCCAAGUUCAAAUCUAGCCUAGAAAACUGUGUGAUUGUGGAAAAGUCAGUUUGCCUCAAUUUUCUCCUGUGUAAAAUGAGCUGGAGAAGGAAAUGGCAGACCACUCUAGUAUCUGCUAAGAAAAACCCAAAUGGGAUCACAGACAUAACUGAAAAAUGAACAGUUUUAGGGAGAGUUGCUUGGGCCACUGAAGACUAAGUGACUUAGUGAAGGAUCAUGCCCCCAAAAUUAAUUAGAGAUGGAACUUGAGCUCAGAUCUUCCUAGGAUUGGUUCUCUAUUCACUAUACUAAGCUGCCUCAUAUAAUAUAUAUAUAAAUAUAUCUUUUAAAAUAUGCUAGCCCAUCACCCAUUUUAUUUUGCAUAGUUCUCAUUUUCAAAAUAUAUAGUUUUCAACAUUUGCCCAUGCAAAAUCAUGUGUUCCAAAUUUUUCUUCCUCCCUUUCCCCCAUUCCUCUGCCCUAGACAGCAAGUAAUUCAAUAUUAAACAUGUUGCAUAGUUCUUGAUAUUAUUUUGUUAUAAUAUUAUUGAGUUUCAUGAAAUAAAUUCUAUUGGUCAACUAUCAAAAUAUUAAUUUUUGGUAUUUUGAUGAAUUGUAUUGAACAUAUAAUUUGAUUUGGGUUUGAUUUUUAAACUAUAUUUGCUGUUCAGUUCUAUGCUUUCUGUCAAAAUUAAUUUGAAGUCCUUAUGUGUCUUUUUUAUAUGUUUCAGAUUAGUGACCAAAUAGUUGGUAUAUUUUUGUCAUAAACGGUAUUGCACUAUAAUUUCUUUUUUUGUUGUUGGUGAUAUAUAGAAAUGCAAAUGAUUUUUGCUAAAGUAAUUUUUCAGUUUUUCUUGAAGAUUUUUAGUUUUCUGGAGAUUUUACCAUGUCACUUAGAAAUAAGAGAUAUUUUCAUUUCUUUACUGACAAUGCAUUUGUUUCAUGCUGUAUUACUAUGGAUAUUUCUAAAACUUUGUCACAUAAAGAUAAAAGUAGAUAGCCCUUGAUAGCCCUUGACUUAUUGUGUCUAGUGGGAAUACUUUUAAUGUUUCUUUGUUGUAUAUAAUAUUAGCUUAUGAUUUUAAAUGUAUAUAUUAAGGAAACUUUGGCACUAUAAUAUUUUUAGUGAGUUGAGUUUUGUUUUUGACAUAUACGAAUGCUGCAUUUCACCAAAAGCCUUCUUUUCAUCUAAUUAUGAUGUAAACUUUUUUCAGCUUGAUAUUUGUUCUGCUUAAUAAUUAACAUUAAUAAUUAAAAUUCUAUUAGAGUGAA
Messenger RNA from Antechinus flavipes (yellow-footed antechinus), 11166 nucleotides. It is a transcript of the gene SLC26A2, whose product is annotated as solute carrier family 26 member 2. Gene Ontology annotation, biological process: transmembrane transport. Bases 1683 to 3836 code for a protein of 717 amino acids. Gene Ontology annotation, cellular component: membrane. The transcript has 2 exons. Lineage: Eukaryota; Metazoa; Chordata; Mammalia; Dasyuromorphia; Dasyuridae. The record is from RefSeq and is a predicted model, not a curated record. Gene Ontology annotation, molecular function: bicarbonate transmembrane transporter activity; chloride transmembrane transporter activity; secondary active sulfate transmembrane transporter activity.